This is a messenger RNA of Solanum lycopersicum (tomato), 591 nucleotides long. It is a transcript of the gene FKBP12, whose product is annotated as peptidyl-prolyl isomerase FKBP12. Gene Ontology annotation, molecular function: peptidyl-prolyl cis-trans isomerase activity. Lineage: Eukaryota; Viridiplantae; Streptophyta; Magnoliopsida; Solanales; Solanaceae. Gene Ontology annotation, cellular component: cytoplasm. The record is from RefSeq and is marked provisional.
AAAUCACCGGAAAAAAUGGGAGUGGAGAAGGAAGUUAUCAGAGCCGGAAAUGGCCCCAAACCGCAGCCUGGUCAAACUGUUACCGUCCACUGCACUGGUUACGGGAAAGAUAGAGACCUGAGUCAGAAGUUCUGGAGCACUAAGGAUCCAGGCCAGCAGCCUUUCUCUUUCAAGAUCGGCCAAGGCAAAGUUAUCAAAGGAUGGGAUGAAGGAGUACUGGGCAUGCAAUUGGGAGAAGUUGCUCGAUUAACGUGCACCCCUGAUUAUGCUUAUGGUGCUGGUGGAUUUCCAGCAUGGGGUAUUCAGCCCAACUCAGUUCUGGUUUUUGAGAUUGAAGUCCUAGGUGCACAAUGAGCAAUUUGCUAACAUUUGGGCAUUCCCGAUGGAGCUGUUGUACACUAUACAGUAGACAGCUUGAGGGUAUCAGAACUGCUCAUGUACUCUUUUGCUCUAAUGCAACUUGUUGAAACAGAUUAAGGCAAUAAUAAAUGCUUUGAAGCUUUUGUCUGGAUAAUGGUCUUCUAUGAGACUACUAAUUUGCCUUGCAAGACAAAUUAGUUAGUAAUGAAAUAUAAUAUGGAAUGGAUGUAA